Messenger RNA from Paraglomus occultum, 2577 nucleotides. Lineage: Eukaryota; Fungi; Glomeromycota; Glomeromycetes; Paraglomerales; Paraglomeraceae. The record is from the annotation of a GenBank genome assembly.
AUGGCCGCACCACGGGAUCCAUGCCUCUAUAAAGAGACACCUCUUGUUCUUAAUAGUUUUAGCCCAGAGAGCCCUAUAACAUACACAAUCAAUGCAAAUUCAUCGCAAACAACACGUGCGCCUGUGGAGCCUGCAAGCUACCAACGAGCAGAGCAAGGAUCAAUACUAAGACUAAACAAUGACAUUCAAGGAUAUAUCUUUUGGCAAGUUGUGGACGCGGGCUGCGUGCUAAACCUCAGAUAUAUAUCCCUCACGGACGGAGAGAACACAACCCCUACGUUAGAUCAGACGGGGCCGGUUUUCCCCGUUCAGUUCUCGUUUGGUGGACAAAUAGUGCCAAAAGUCGCGUUCUUUGAAGGAGUCGGAAUUGUCCUAUGCCUCGUAUUGGUCAAAGACAUCUUAUACCGUCUUCGAUUACCCCUAAAAGACACGUUCGCCAAGCUACGUACUCUUCAAGACCGGCAACCAUGCAUAAUAACCGUACUCGACUACAAUAACUUUGUCGUAGGCUGCAGAGAUGGUGCAAUGUUCAAUUAUAAUUACGAUGCUAUUCGUACACAACAGCUUCGCCAAGCAAGUCCGCACAGCAUUGAAGACACAUUCAGUGAAACAGAACUUGCAGAGCCGUUAAUAAAACAGCUAAAAAAUCUCGGUUCUCUGUUGAUGUACUACGGCAAGCGAUCACAAUCAGAAUUAGACGAUAAUUCCUAUAGUGACAGCUCAUCGUUUCAACCUAUCUCGAUGGCCUCACAUAUAGACGGUAGUGUCAAAUUCAUAGUAAGCCUAUCGCGAGAUCGUAGAAUAAAAGUAUGUUCGUUGCCCACUGGUGAGCAUCUCGACGAUAGGCCAUUGAAAUCUGCAGGAGUAAUGGAUAAUAGUGAUUCCGAAGACGACGAGUCGGUCAAUAACGAUGCCAAUUUUGACGAAUCCACAGCCGAUCAAGGAGAUGAUAACAUCAGGAUAUCAGAUUUGCCUCCACAAAGUAAAAGUUAUAUUUGUAUACUUGGUGGAGGUGCGAAAUUCUCAAAAACAUUUAAUUUUCUGGUAUACGUACCUUAUCUGGAUAGUGGACUUUUUGCCCUGUAUCGUGUUCGUUAUGAACAAAAAGGUACUCUUAAAAGUUUGGAUAUUAUUGGUCAAAUAAGAUGUACGGCAGAUGAAUUUCUCAAAGAGAACGCACGUGCUCAUGCCUUUGUCAAACUGGUGGAUAUUGUUGCAGUAAAAAAAUUUGAAAACAAAAUCGAAUCUCCAUUUGACAAUUCUGUUGGGACGCAGGUCUGGACUUUAUGGACGCUGUGGGAUAGGGCAGGGCGUGCUACAAUAGCAUAUACAGACUUAAAGAUAACUUUCUUCAAAAGUCUAACGGAACCGAGCGAAUGUGUCGCGGGUGGGGUAUCUAUACACGGCGCAUCUUAUAGGCAAAAUUGGAUGAUAGUCGCACAUCCUUUACCGGAGCGACUUAAUCCAACCCAAUUUCUAAAAGACACUGAUAACGCCGAAGUUAUUAAUGAGGAAUUUCUCGAGUAUACAUUAAUUCCUGGUCGAUUCUCUGCAGCCAUCAUUCAGUCGAGUUUAAUGAGUUUUAUAACCGAAAGCAGCGAUCUCCAACUGUGCAAGAGAAAAUCUCAACUAUUGCUAGACGCCAGGGACAUUAGAGAUAAGGUUAAAGAUUAUGUUACAGGGCACGUUGUCAGACAACACGAUCCUGAGACUGGAUUGAUACGCGAAAGUCAAUAUAUCGAAAAUUUGCAGGCAGAAUGGAUAAGAUUCUUGUCAAAAUGUCAUCAAUUUUUAGAAGAUGCUCAGAAACCUGUAAGUCUAAUGGUUGACGCAUCUUCCAAAUUUUUUUCCAUCAUUAAAAAACACGGUAUAUCAGUUUUGUGCCUGUGUGAGGCAUUAGAAGUAAUACAUCAACAUUUUGAAGGCGAGCACAAUGGGGAUCGACUUGAAAGCAUAUCCGUUGAUGCAUUCAUUCCUCAAUAUGAGUGUUUAGUGGAUGAGCGAGAGCGAGUGGAUGUUAUAAGAAUUUUCAAAGCUGCGGACUUUGUGGCAUCAAGAUUUCAGUCUGACAUCAUUAGCUUAGAAGAACAGUUGGUGGAGGGACUAUUGGGCGUACAAGAAGAUCCAACUAUAACGGUUGCUGUGAACUUUUAUACGCAAUUUAUGAUCAAGAAUAUUGGAGAGCAUUCGGAAACAAUAUGGUCUAUUGUCAAAUCGACAGGAAAAUGGCGAAAAUGCGUAAGAUCUAUUAUAGAGAUGUUAAGUGGUGUGUUAGAAGACAAGCGUAUACCAGAUGCUGAGUAUACUUCUUCGAUAUUCGCAAAUGCGUUGUAUGCAUCUUCAACCCAACAAGUCAUUCAGACACGUUACAAGAUAUCUCGUAACAUAUUGCUGUUGUUGAUUACUAUUGCAUCUUCUCCAUAUAAUGAUGAAUUAAUGGGCACAAGGAAACUUCUUGGAAGUGCGAUGAUGACAUACUAUACGCAGAGGCUUCUCAUGUGGAUGUCAAAACAAUGCAUACCACCAUCAACGUCACAAGAAGACAAUUCGGAAGAUAACAUAAUUGAGAAAUUUUCG